CUAUUCGGGACUAUUCACUAUUCGCUAUUCUCGACUAUUCGCUAUUUGCUGUUCGCGUUUUCCAGACACCCAACCUGGCAUGUAAAUAGACUCUACAUAAGUUGGGGGGCGGGGGAACAUGGGCAAAACUUCCUGCUUUGCGUACCCUGCUCUCCCACUUCCUGUACCCUUAUCCCCCCGGGGGGUACUCCCUUAUAAGGGCUAUACAGGAAUGUGUGGCCCUAAAGGGUAGGGUUUUUCAGUCAUUUCAGUCAUCAAAAAUAGGGUAUCAAUUUUGGCAAUUUUGGUCUUAAAUAGGGUAGGGUUUUAGCCCUAUAGUUUUUAAUUGUUUAUGUUUCUUAGAAGAAGCUACUUUUUCAUCAUAUUCAAUAAGAAUGUCAACAGAAGCCCUUGAUAACUUAUGUUUAGGACAACUGCGCCAGCCACAAUGGUUAUAAAUAGGGUAUCGAAUUUUUGGCCAGACGAUAAAUAGGGUAAGGAAAAUCACAGAUUUUGGUCAUAAAUAGGGUAAGGGUUUUGGGAAGUGGGCUGCACACCCCCACCCAACUUUUUUGGGAGUACCCUCCCGGGCUUUAUCCCUGGCAUAGUCAAUCAAACUUAGUUGUACUGACAAAUGAUCCAUGGAUCAAGUUUGACUGAGUUUAGCAAUCAAAUCCAAUCAAACUGUAUAUUAAACUCAGUCGAACUCAAUCCAUGGAUCAAGUUUGAUUGAGUUUGGCAACUAAAUGAAAUUGACUCACAAAUAAGAAUUGGACAAUUGAACUCAAUUGAAGGCUUGAUUUCUGGACUAUUGAUGUGAAAUUAAGUUGAAAAUUAAUAACAAGUUUUCAAACUUGAGUUACCUCAGUAAAACAUGUUUUUCGUGUAGAUUUGUGUUAUUUUCUGACCACAGAACAUGACCUUUAAUUGUUCAAGUGAAUUGAUUCAGAACUCAAUGUCUCAUUAUCAAACAUAAUUUAAUGAAUUCAGAGCUUGAAUGGGUUCAAUUUGGUUGACUGACUUUCAUUGGUUUGGAAAUUGAAGUCACACAAUUUAAGUUCUGUAUUUGAUUUUGUUUGAUUGCCAAUCCGACUAGAUUGAAUUCAAUGAAUUGGAUUUUUGAAAGUUCGAUUGACUAUGCCAUGCUUUAUCUCUUGACACCUUCCCUUUUAUGGCCUGCUCCAGUUGCUUGUAAAUUAAGAGACUUGCUCCCUCUGUUUUUAAAAUAUUCAGCCUUCCUCGUCAAGCUCACCAUUUUUGUUAGCUUACAUGUAUGUGGCUCAUGAACACUCGUGCUGCUUGACAUAUUUGGUCGAUUGAGUUUGAUUGGUUUGGAAAUUGAAGUCACAAAAAGUUCAGUAUUUGAUUUUGUUUGAUUGCCAAUCUGUGGAUUGAGUUCAAUGAAUUGGAUUUUUGAAAGUUCAAUUGACUAUUUUUCUCCCGACACCUUUCCUUUUAUGGUGUGCUCCAGUCCCCUGUAAACUAAGGAGACUUAUUUCCUCUGUUUUUACAUAAUUUAUAUUCAGCCUUCCUUGUGAAGCUCACUUUUUUUGUCAGCUUUCAUGUAUGUGGCUCACAAGAACCCAUGCUGCUUGACAUUUCAUGACCUAAUUGACACUUAAGCCUGUUUAUAACACAAGAGUAGUUAGUGGGUAUAAUUUUAGGCUAAAACUUGAUUGACAUCCUUGCAAAACACAAAUAAUAAAGUAAUGAUACCAUCUUUAUUUUUGUCCAGAUAACCCUAAUAUAAGUGGACACUGAUAUUUCAGGAACCUCAGUUAUGAUGGAUGUAGACAUUGAUGAUGAUGAUGAUGGUUUUAACUUGCUUCAGCCAACACUCUUCCAACAAAUAAAGAACAUCCUAGAUCAGUAUCCAGACGAUGGGCAGAUACUGAAGGAGCUUAUUCAAAAUGCUGAAGAUGCACGUGCAAGCCAAGUUAAAUUCCUUCAUGACAAACACAGCUACAGAACAGAGAAACUACACAGCAGAGAACUUGCUCGGUUUCAGGGGCCAGCUAUUUAUGCAUACAACAACGCACAGUUUACUACAGACGACUGGACAGGCAUACGAAUGCUGUGCAACAGUCUGAAAACUAAAGACCCAAUGAAGGUGGGCCGGUUUGGCCUGGGUUUCAAGUCUGUUUUUCAUGUGACAGAUUUACCAAGCAUUCUGAGUGGCACAAAGAUCGGUUUCAUUGACCCACUCGAACAGUGCUUUAGUGAGGGACGACUUGACCGAAGAACAGGAUACCGCUGGCGAUUAAACAGAGAUCGUGAAAUUAUGAACAACAUACCUGAUCAGUUUCUUCCUUACAAAGGGAUAUUUGACUCUACAGAGGAAGUCUUUUCUGAGGGAAGGUACAAUGGAACGCUGUUCCGUUUUCCAUUGCGUACCAUCCCUUCCGAACUGUCCCAGACACUGUACUCUGAUCACAAGGUGGAAAUUUUGUUUGAGAGUAUUAUCACUGAUGCUCACUUGUUGCUUUUGUUUCUGCGACAUUUGGAAUCCAUUGAGCUUUACGUCCGAGAGGAAUCAGAGCCUGAGCCAAGAAAAAUAUUUGAAGUCAAAAUCAGUGAUGACAGCCUUCAGUUUGUUCGUGAAAAAAGAAGAGAGUUCUACAACGCAGUCAAACCUGGCCAACAUAUGCCAGUGCCUGUCUCAGUUACUUAUCCAAUGACAAUUGAGACAGCAAAUUUUUCCGAGGACUUGAUGGGGGGCAGCGCUGAACGACAUUCGUUUCUUCUUACAAGUUACUGCUGUGGUGGCGAGGUCUCGUCCCAGUUCGAAAGGCUUUUGACAGACGAAGAACUCAGUUAUUUACCAUCAGUUGGUGUUGCUAUGGCAAUGCCUUCAGGCAUCGGCCUACCAACACCUGACAUUCAAGGCCACGUGUUUUGUGUUCUUCCUUUGCCAGUACAAAAGAAGAGCAUAACUGGUCUGCCAGUGCAUGUAAAUGGAUUUUUUUCAUUGAGUCAGAACAGACGUCAUAUAAAAACACCUAACGCAGAUCAAGAGGAUCAAGGAAAGCUGAAUGACAAAUCCUUGAUAUGGAACAUUUGUCUGUUGGAAGAAGCUGUACCAAAGGCGUAUGCUUCGAUGAUAAUGGCUGCCAUCAAUGACAGAACCUUUCAUGUGCAACCAGAAACAGUGUACAGGGCAUGGCCAAAGAUGAGUAGCACUGACCACACCUGGAGCAGACUCUUGAGUCCCUUGUUUCAACUGCUGUGUACUGAGAAAAUAAUGUACACUCCAGCCCAUAAAGGCAAAUGGCUGCACGUUCAGGAUGCCAUCUCUGUCCGAAUUGAUGAGAACGAGACUAACGAGCUGAUUGCUCGAGUCUUGCGCGAGGCAAACAAACCUGUCGCCCCUUUGCCUGACCACGUGUUAAACGCCAUAACCGAGAUAACCGAGAUCACAGAGAUCACUCCCUCGUUGGUGCGACAAGUGCUCAAGGAAACUCCUUCCUGUUAUAAAAGUCUAAGUCACAUGGAGAAGUUGUCCUUGCUCCGAUUUGUGCUUGAAGAUGAUGACUUUCCAGAGCUGCUCGGCUUAGUCCUUCUGCCUGUAUCCGACGGGACCUUUACAACUUUUACAAAAUCGGCGGAGGCGGUUUAUAUCACCUCCCCUGAACAUCCGCGAGAGCUAGUACCUGGUUUGCGAGAGAGAUUCCUAAACCAAGAUGUUGAUGAAAGCAUUUUGAAAAAUCUUAAGACCAUUGCAGAGAAAGGAUGCACCCAGAUAAAGUUUCUUUCGAAAAAUGAUGUCCCUGCUCUUCUAGGGAAGGCAUUACCUCCGGAAUGGCUAAAAGGCGAUGUGGCUCAUUGGUUCCCUGGGGAUGGAAACUAUAACCACCUGUCAAAAGAUUGGAUUAAGGGCGUGUGGCGUUACCUGAGAGAAACUUUUCCAACAGCAGAUGAUCUCUUUAGGUUUGAAAAUCUUCCCCUGAUUCCGCUUGAUCUUUCUCAAGUCCCAGUCAUUUUAACAAGGCUAAAGAAGCCAUCGAAAGUUGUUGUUGCAAAACUGGAUAGUCGUCUUGAGAAACCAGUGGUUAACGUUUUGAAGGCGCUCGGUUUAAUGAUCAUGCAAGAGUGUCCACUAAGCCUCCAUCCUGUCCUGUUGCCUACAUUUGUCCAUCCACCAUCUGUCCAAGGUGUCCUACGUUCUAUGGCGGCUUGCACCUCGAGUCCCAUAAUGAGUGUCGGAAUGCUCUCUGUCCUGCUAGAAAACGUGGAUGUUGUUGGUAAACGAGCUUUGAGGAAUUUUGUUUCUAAAGCACCAUGCUUUCGUCGGGAAGAGAAGAAACUUCUUCUUUACCUUCCACUUUUCGAAACUCUGUCAGAGAAGUUUAUCUCAAAGAAAGAGGGACUGUGUGCAGCACCGGAGGAGAGGCUUCCAGUGACUCCCCGACGAGAGUUCAUUGACAUCAAAGAGGCCAGCUCCAAACGAUUGGUACGUAUGCUGGACAUAAGAAUACUAACGACAACAGAAUAUUUGUGCGAAGAAGUAUUUCCAGAUGUCAUUCAUGGGCACUAUUCCGAAGAAGAGAUUGACAGACUCAUGGCCUUUGUGUUGAAGCGUUAUCAUGUUUACGCCAGCCCUGACGUCAAUGUCAGAUUUGUAGAGAUGAUGAAAGAGGUACCGUUUGUGUCAACCGAAAGUGGACGGAUGAGGGCACUAGACUUGUUUGAUCCCAGAGAAGACCUGUUAAAGACACUCUUUGCUGGUGAAGAUGUCUUUCCUGUUGGAACGCUGUAUACUGACCCUGCAGUUCUCGCAGUUCUUGAGAGACUUGGCAUGAAAAACGGGGACAUGAUCGCCACCCAAGACCUGUACCAGAUUGCCAAAAGCAUAACUGAAAAUUCCAGUAAUUCGACAACAAGGCAAAAGUCUGUGGCGCUCAUGGAGUAUUUAACCCGGAAUCCGACGAAACUUGAAGAUGCCAUUUCAGGAAGAUCUUUAAGAUUGCUGCUUUGCGAUAUGGCUUGGGUACCCGUUUUGAAACAAAAGCCUCAUGGUUUUCCUGAGAGCCUUCAUUUUUUUGGUGAAACGGAAAAAGAAAGAUACUUUUACAAGCCCACAGAAGUUAAGAGUAAACAGAGCGCUAGCCUAAUUGGAUCCGUACAGCCGCUCAUUAACGUAAGUUCAAGUGAACUAGCCCAAUAUUUUAGCUGGGACAAGAAGCCUUGUGUGUUGCACGUUGUUGAACAUUUGAGAACUGUGAUUGUGGACUACAAAACAGAUGAAAAGCCACAUUACGUUUUGAUGGUGAAAGACAUCUACUCUUUUCUAAGUUCUGCGGAUCACGUAGAUGUCAUGAAUGCCUUGCAGAGAGUUGAGAUUCCUAAUUGGAUUUGGAAUGGUGAUGGAUUUUCCUCUCCUAAAGUUGUGCUGUCGGAGAAACCUUCCAUAGACCUGUCGCCUUACAUUUGUACCCUUCCCCCAGAGAUGAUUCAGUACUCCAAGUUGUUCUUUACGUUUGGCAUGCAGAAACGAUGCGACAACAGCCUUUUGCUUGAUGUCCUCGCCAUGAUUAAGGAGAAAUACGACCGUACCCAAUUUGAAGAUGCAGAUGUCAAAAAGGACCUGAAGCUAUCCAUUGACAUCCUGAAUGAAGUGAAGCCAAACGUUGGUAAACUGCCUGAGCUUCAAAAGAAGAUUCUUCUUCCAACCUUUGUCGAAGGGGACGCGUAUGUUAAGCUUGCACCGGUUGAAAGUUGUAUGUAUUGUGAAGACGGGGGGCUUGGUACCGAAAAUGAUGACGAAGAGAUGCAGUACUUGAUGGUACAUCCAAACGUUCCUAACAGCACAGCCGAACAGUUGAAUGUUCGAAACCUCAGAAACUGCAUGCUAGAUCCUGAUGAGUUAGCAGUAGGCGAAGAGUUUGGACAGGAGGAGAGGCUCACUCGAAGACUCAGUAGACUUUUGGAGGAUUAUACAGACGGAUUUGCGGUACCAAAGGAGCUUAUUCAAAACGCAGACGAUGCUGGUGCGACGGAAGUUAACUUUUUGUACGAUGAAAGAGCAAACGAAGAUGCCAUGACCUGUCUGAUUGAUGAAGGGAUGAGACACUGCCAGGGUCCUGCCCUGUGGGUUCACAACGAUGCCGAGUUCCGAGACGAGGAUUUUGAGAACAUAACAAAAUUGAGCGGUGCGACUAAAGAGCAUGACACCGAGAAAAUUGGAAAAUUUGGACUUGGUUUUAAUGCAGUUUACAACCUGACAGAUGUACCCAUGUUCGUGAGCAGAAAUCAUUUUGUCAUUUUUGAUCCCAACACCUUUUAUCUCGGAAAAGUAAUCAGGAACAAGGCCAAACCAGGCAUGAAGAUCAACAUGAACAAAAACGCAAAUAAACUGCGCAAAUUUCGAAAUCAAUUCAAACCGUUCAAUGGGAUUUUUGGUUGUGAUCUUCAUCUAGACAAAGAAGACAACUCAUACAAAGGGACGCUAUUUCGUUUCCCUUUACGAACUAAAGAGCAAGCGAUGAAAAGUGAAAUCAGGCAAAGCGACUACGACUCCAAGCAAAUGAAAGAACUCUUGCAACGUUUUAUUCGUGGAGCCGGAUCCCUGCUUCUCUUUACACAAAAUAUCCGUCGUGUCAGCAUCUUUCAUUUGGCCAGUGAUUCUACCGAACAUCCAAUAACUAAGAAGAUUUAUGAAGUUGCUAAAUCGUUAUCUGAAGCCGGUAUUAGAAGGGAAUUGUCUUGCCCGGUCAUCCUCCCACCCGCUGCUAACAGGCUAAGUGAUCGGGAAAAGUUCCUUUUGGAACAGUGCAACUUUCUUCGAGCAUCAUCUGACGUUGCGAAGCCUAAAGGAGGCGCCGUCAACUCGAAUACUGUUCUGCUAAGGUCGGCACUUACAAUCAACAUUAGUAGCACCAUUACGGAAUAUGGGCGUUGCUUCUUUGGAAACAAACUUGAUGUACCUAGUGAUGUUGGGACGUGGCUCGUCGUUUCUUCAAUGGGCAAGGGUCAAGCAAUGCAGUUUUCAGAGAAAGACAAGAGUCUUCUUCCGUCAGCAGGAGUGGCUGUUAAAUUGUCGCUUGAUGAUUCUCUCUUGCCUGUACCUGUUUGCGAUGAGUCUAGCGGAUUGGAUCGCACGGGAAAUGUAUUUUGCUACCUUCCACUUCCGAUUCACAGUGGUCUACCCGUGCAUGUCAAUGGAGCCUUUGCUGUAGCGUCCAACAGACGAAAUUUGAAGGAAACAACAGAGGAUGACAAAGCUAGUAUUGGUGUCGAGUGGAACAAUGUCCUAUUGCAAGAUUCUGUUUGUGCAGCAUACUUAGACCUUCUUGAAGACUUGAAGUCAGUUACGGAAACCUCUAGAAAAUACCAGUUCUUUUCGUUGUGGCCGAAGUCUUGUGAAGUGCACUCAAACUGUGAGCCCCUUGCGCGUUCAUUGUAUGAAUGCCUUGCUAAUCGGGGUUAUUCCCUUUUUUCAGAUGGAAGCAGAUGGACAUCCAUUGAUGAAGUUGUUUUUCUUGAUCCACAGUUUCAUCAGGAUACCCAGGUGGGAGGCAUUUCGUUUGAAGUUCUUCAGUUGUUAGCCAAAGGCAAUCAAACUGUAAUUGAUCUUCCUGGUGAUGUGUAUCAGUCGUUUGUAGACUAUGGCCUUGGAAAAGAUAUUCAGCCCAAAAGCUAUAACAAGGAGAGGUUCUUCCGUGAACUGUUCUUUCCAAAUAUUGCUUCCGUACCCGCUCACUUGAGAGACAACUUGGUCUUGUAUGCUCUCAAAGAUAACAGUGGAGACUUUCAGGAUAUGAUUAUGAACAACGGCUGCAUCCCAGCUUCACCCCAUGGUCAGAAACUCAAACGCCCAAGUCAACUUGUCCAUCCAAGCAGACGUGCUGCGUUGCUAUUUUGCGAUCACGAUGGACGAUUUCCAUUUGGCACCGAUGAAACAUUUCGGGAUCCUUUACAGCUCUUUAGACUGGAGCAACUUGGAAUGGCGACAGAUGAUCUCUCAUGGGGCGAGGUUGCAGAAAGGGUGGAAAGUAUUCACGACUUGAACAGAAGUUGUAGCGAUGCAGCAUUAAAGAGGGCAAAGAAUUUGAUAGCUUUUCUAGAAGGAAAGCUGAAGGAUGGCAAUAUACAGCUUCCCUCGGAUGUUCAAAGACGUCUCUUGGAAGCUGAAUUUCUCCCAGUUCUCAAGAAACCGCAGACGUUUCCUCUGGCAUGGAAAGGUAAUCAGUUUGAAGAUGGGACCGACCUCACCUUUGUAUCGCCAAACAAGGGAUUUUUACGCGAUAAAAUGUAUCUAGUGUGUUGCACUGAGCCAAUUGUAGACUUGCUUAUCCCACCAAAGGUUAAGAUGUUGUUGAAGUUCCACGACCGCCAGGCUACAAUAGUGCAUGCGAUGUCCCAACUAAAUGAAGCCAUAUCUACAAGAGUUGACAUCUCAGGAAUGGAAGAAGUUAGAAAGGUGUGCAAUGCAUCUUACUGUUUCCUCCAGGACGCUCUUCAAGAUGAUGAUGAUGAAAUCCAAAUAGCCGAUUUCCUUCGAGGGAAAAAAUUCAUUCUUGUGAGAAAUGAGUUUGUGAGUGCAAAUCAAGUGGCAUUCGCACUACCCGUCGAAUGUUCUCCCUAUUUGUUCAAAGUUCCUGAAGAGUUGGCUAGGCUAUUUUCGAGACUAAUGAAAGUAGCCUCCGUAAGAGAUAUGUUCGAGGCACAAGAUUUCAUAUCUGGUUUGCGACAAAUACACGAAGAGCAUGGAUUUGGAGAACGACAGCUGGACAGGCCGACACGUCUUGUUGCUGUCAACCUGGCCAACGAAUUAGCGAAAGCGUUGAAAGCCCCUGGAGUUGAGUUCACAACAGACGACAAGAGGACAUUAAUUCAUCUUCCCAACUCUAAAGGCGUAAUGCUACCCGUUAGUGAGCUUUGCAUACAAGAUUGUCCUUGGAUUCCAGGUAGUCUUGAUGUUCAGUUUGUCACUCCAGACAUUCCUUGCAUCACAAGUGUGGAAUUGGGUGUCAAAACACAGAGAGAAGAGGCGUUACGUCAUCACUCAUGGGGACUUGCUUUUGGACAAAAAGAGAAACUAACGAAUCGCUUGAAACGAAUUCUAACUGGCUAUCCAUGUGGAAAGGAGCUCUUGAAAGAACUACUCCAGAAUGCUGAUGAUGCACAGGCAACUGAGAUUUUUUUCAUAAAGGAUCCCCGUAGCCAUCCAACGGAGCGAGUCUUCGAAAACAGCUGGGUUCCAUUGCAAGGUCCUGCGUUAUGCGUAUACAACAACAAGCCAUUCACUAAGGCCGAUAUUGCAGGUAUACAAAGCCUUGGGGAAGGCAGCAAAGGAAAUGAUCCAAACAAAACAGGCCAGUAUGGCGUCGGUUUCAAUGCUGUCUACCACUUGACUGACGUCCCUUCGUUUAUGUCCAAUGGCGAAGAAAUAGGAGACGUUUUGUGUGUAUUUGAUCCACAUUGCCAAUACGUUCCUGAUGCCAAUCCUCUAGAACCAGGCAGAAUGUAUACAGAAGUCACAAAGUUGAAGAACCUGUUUCCGGAUGUUUUUAAUUGUUACCUGGAAGAAAGUUUUCCUUUAGAAAAUUCGACCAUGUUUCGAUUUCCUCUUAGAACUCAAGAAAUGGGAUGUGAUUCUAAGAUAUCCUCCAAUCCAGUUACACUGGAAGAAUUAAAUGAAAUGAUGGAUGCGCUGAAGAAAGAGCUAUUUGAAGUUCUAAUUUUUGUAAACAACGUGAAGAGGAUCACUUUGUGUGACAUCGACGAAAGUGGUCAAGUGGUGAAUUCUUACUCAGUUGAAGCAGUGAUGACCGAAGAAGAUGCAAGCAAAAGGCAGCAAUUUGCCACCCGCAUUAAACAAAUUGGGAAGUCAGAUGAACAGAGAGAUGACUUUUGUCCCAACAACAUCAAAGUGGAAAAAUGUAGCUAUGUUCUUAACUUAAGGGAUAGCCUUGGCAAUGAGGAAAAGUGGCUUAUUGUCCAGCAAAUUGGCUUUGAGAACAAAGUGCAACCGAGCAUACUCCAUGCUUACCGAAGAAGCGACCUGGGGAUGCUUCCUCGAGGUGGUGUUGCCUGCCUCUUGGAAAACAAGUCAGUGGACAAGGAACUAGAGAAAAGAAGAAGAAAAGCUUACUGCUUCCUUCCGCUUCCUUUAGAAACAGGUCUUCCAGUCCACAUCAAUGGUCACUUUGCAUUAGACCAUGAGGCCAGGAGAAGUCUAUGGAAAGAUGAAAGUGGUGGUUAUCGGAGUGACUGGAACAGCACGUUGCUGAAAGAUGUGAUAGCGGCGUGCUAUCUAACACUGCUGGACGAGGUAAGGACUUUUCUGCAACUGCCAAACUUGCUCAGAGCGAAUCUGAGUUGCAGCAGAGCCUGUUUGAUUACAAAGCUUGAGAUAUAUGAGAAGCUUUUUCCGUGCUGCACUAACUUAAGUGAUCCUUACUGGGAGAUACUAGCAAGAUCUGUGUAUCGCGGAAUGAAUAGUAAGAAACUGAGAUUUCUUCCAGUGGUGCGAGAUGUAUGUGCGUAUGGUUCUAUGGAUGUUGAACUGACGUGGCUUCCUCCAACGGGCACCGGGAAGAACCAGGCAUUCUUCAACAAUCUUGAAACUAGUGGCUGUUUUGGUGUUGGAAGGAAAGACGACAGUGUGGAGAAUCGGCGGUCUUUCGAGAGAAUUUUGCUGCAAACAGGUUUCAACCUUGUGCAAUUUUCCAUGGCCGUUUUUAGAGCUUUCGACAAUUCAGAAGUGAGAUGCUGUUGCAUAACACCUGGCGUUGUCAUGGAGUUCUACAAGACUUUCAACAGCCAAGAUCCCCUUUGCAAGAUUGGAUCUUUCCCCAUUGAAGUUGGAAAAACGCCAUUUAAAGACAGCAGUGGUGUUGUACUGCUACUGCGUUACUGCAGGGAUCAUCCAUACUUCAUAAAUAAUCUGUCAGGCCUCCCCUUGCUUGUAACACAAGACAAAUGGCUCCGUGCGUUCAGUGAAAGUGAUCGAAAGUUUCUUUCUCCCUAUCACGACAUCUUGCCAAAAUCCAAGGAAAUGUUCGUCCAUGAGCAAGUUAUGGCGAAUAUAUUUAAUGAUGCAGGGUACCGUCAGGCGUCUGUGUUCAUGCAUUUUGACGUCAACGCUUUGGCUCUUCACUUAAGUGGUACACUACCCCCAGGUUAUCUUGGAGAGUGGUGCCCAAGCAAUACUGAAUUGCCAAACGGCCUUUGGAUAUCCAGAGUUUGGAGCUUUUUGGCUACCAUCUCGAAAAGUGUUGUGAAUAAUGCCAGUAGAAGACCUGAAAGCACCUUGACCCCCAUUCAUUCCAUGCUCAAACCAAUGUCCAACUGGAGCAUUCUCCCUGCAACUCAGACCGUCCUGCUACCAAGAUCUGAUGAAGCAAAUGCUUGCGAGGAAGUUACAAAAAAUAUUCUGGUGCCGGUGAAAUUGGCGGAAUCUGUCCUAGAUUUCACAGAUACUGUUCAGUUUCAUGGGCCUCUGGUAAAGGCUUUAAGAAGGCUUGGUCUGCCUGAGCUGAAUUCUGAUGUUUUGCGUAUCAAAGGCAUGCCAUUCUCAGCGUGGAUGGAUUCGUGCCUUUUAGCACGGCAAGUUGUGGCGUCCCUGAAAACCCCAGCAUCAUUGCUUACAUCGCUCGAACACAAGAUGAACUCAAGCCCACAUUCGCUACUUGGAAGACUGAAGCCUCACGACUGUGUGAUCAUCCUUAAGUAUUUCAACGACUAUGUAGUCUGUUUACAAAACUCAUCCGGUAGCAAUUCAACGUUGAAAAAGCUUCCUUUUUAUCCAUCAACACACGGUGACCUCAUUAGUCUUCAUCAACAUGAACGAGUGUGCGUUCUCCCAGAUGGAGUACCAACGAAUGAGAUGGAUGUUCUACAAAGGGAAGUACAUGUGGUGUUUCUUAAAGCCGUUCCAUCUCUUUCUGCCCUCUACCAAUUUUUGGCUUUUGACAGUAUCUCCCCAGUUGACGUGUAUUGUAAGUUCAUCUUGGUACUUUUCAAAGCCUUCAGCAAAGACGCAAGACUUGCUCACCUCAAAUACGUGAGAGAUACCUUACUUCCAAGUACGUCAGCAAACAAGGAAGAUGAGCACAGAGUGUUGUGCAGGUUGAGAAACUCCGAGAUCAUCACCACAAAGGAGGGACACUUAAAGAGAGCAUCAUACUUCUAUGAUCCGUGCAAUGAUAUUUUCAAGGUCAUGCUCCCAGGAGAGAUGUUUCCACCUGAACCUUUCAAGUCAAAAGAGUGGUGGUCGUUUUUGAGAAAAAUUGGCAUGGUCUAUGAAAUUUCUCCCGUUCAUUUCAAGAAAUUUGCUGAGGAGGUUGCUCUCGAAGCAGCAACGCAGCGAAGUGUGAAGACAGACGAAAAGUCAAAACUCCUAGUGUCGCAACUGUUAAGUCGAUCUGAAGUAUUGGGUCAUGGGCUUCUGCAAUCUGUUUGUGGUAUUCGUUUUGUAGUGUCAGAGCCAGUCUCUAGUGACCUUCUAGCUCUACAUGGGCAGUAUGGUGAAAGACAAGGUGGGCAGUCUCCUUAUAUUGCAUUCGAAGACUCUGUCGUUUCUGAUCAUGCUGAAAUUGUGUGGACAACGGCACACCUACUUCCACGAUGGGCGGAUCCACGAUUUGUACUUGAAGUGAAGGCUCCUUGGAACUUGACUAGAGACGCUUUUUGUAACAACAUUCUUGACUGUCUCAAAGUCGUAUCAGAACCUGAUUUAGACUUGGUUACUUUACAUUGUCAAAAAAUCUCUAAUCGCCUUGUGACAGAAAAUGGAAGCGAAGUCUCAGAGGAGCAGUGUUUAAAGCGAAAGUCAGUCAUGAAAAGCAUCUACAAAUUUUUGCAGGAAAAAGCCACUACAAACCAUGAUGUAAAAGAAGUCCUGCAUAGCAGCUCCUGCAUUUUGGUCGAACAGGGAACACGGUUUGCCGAACCUAAGCAAGUAGUCCUCGAAUUGUACGAGAGCCUUGAAAUAAAGCCAUUCCUUUACAGAGUGCCUCAUGACCUUGGAGAGUUUCACAAACUAUUUCUGCUUUUAGGUUGCUCCAGUUCUGUUACAACGUCUCACUACGCCAUGGUCUUGGAAAUGUUACAUGACCAAUGUCAGGGAGAGAAACUCCAUCCAAAUGAGAUCCAAAGUGCGUUAGGAGCUGUCAGAGGAUUCUUCGAAAGGCUGCAAGAGAAUCCAACUGAAGGGGAAAGUCUUUCAAAGUUGUUCUUACCAGCACUAAAUACAGAAAGUAGCUGCCAAGGACCUCUUCCUGUUGUCUUGCACAAGUCGACCGAGUUAAUGUUUGACGACGCGCCUUAUUUACAGAGUCGUCUCCAAAACUUCAAACAACUAUUUGUGGUGGACUUAAAGAAGACAGGACUCCAGUGCAAUUCUUCCUUGAGCUACAAAGACUUCGUAAUGAAUCUUUCAACAGCUGUUCGACCGCAGAUGCUGUCCGAUGCAGUAGAGGAAACAUUUGUUGACAUCAGCGACGAAGUGGCUGUUCAGCUUAGCGUUGCUGACACCCUGAAGAAACAACUCUGCUCGGACCAAUUCUUCCACGGAGUUUUGAGGCUCAUUCGGCACGCACAGCAUGAAAAAGGAAAGUUGGAGGAAAGUUUGAUCGCUUCUAUAAAAGGCAGACUUCGAAAUAUCGAGUUCAUGGGAAUGACCAAAAUUUGGACCAAACUGAUGUUCAAAGGAGCUGAUGUUCCUGGUAGCAAAGCUGAGGUGCCAUACUUUGUAGACAAAGUUUUUGAAGAUGACAAAAAUAUCUGGAAGGUCUAUGUUAAUGCUGAGGCAGAGGAUAGCCUUAGUAAGAUAUAUUUGGCCUUAACUCGAGUUAUUGCAGAAGCAUGUGAAGGAUUGCUCCAGGAGGCAGUGAUGUUCAUUCCUGAGAUGUUACGCAGUGACCCCAAAAAGAUUUGGUCCAUCCUGGAUGAGAUGAAAGUUAGGCAAGACGACUCUUACAACGCAUCGAGCAGUGAUCUCUUACCACAGCCAGGAAGUUUCAUCCCGAUCGAAGACCAUCAUCUCUUGAACGAAGCCUUUGAAAAUCUCGCGCCUGGUGAAUAUGUUGGGUACGAAAUGGACGACCCAAGCAUGCAGCAGAAGGGAGGAGAUGCUACAUUCAUCUACGCCGUGGUAAUUGAAGAAGUGAAAGCUGAGGAAACUUCAACUCUGUUUGGAAAGUCUUUCAAGAUUAACGUUGGAUAUGACAAAGAACCGCGGGUUGUCGAAUUUGCCGACCUGUACAAAUUUCAUCGUCUUCAAUCUUCUUCCCUUGGCCUGUCAGACGAGCAAGAAACUGCCACUCAAGCACGGGACAAAGAGAAGAUUUUUGCUGAGAUCUCUGACGUGCUAGAACAAGCAUGGCGGCUACCUGAGGAAAGAAGAAGAAGAAAAGUGGUCAAGCGACUUUUUCUACGGUGGCAUCCGGAUAAGAAUCUUGGAGACGAAACUUUCUGCACGGAAGCUUUCCAGCACAUACAGAUCGAAAUUGCAAGGUUGGAAAAAGAUGAAAGACGAAAGGGAGAGCGCGAGAAUCAGCAAAGCUCCUACGAAACCUUCUUCAAUCACUGGAGAGAACGUGCUCGGCGGCAUAAUGCACAGCGCCGUGAAUACAAAGAAAGGUUUCUCAGAAAAUAUGGGACCCGUGAAUCUACAUCGAGGAGCGGUGAUUCAUGGCCAUGUAUUCCUCCAAGUUUCUGCAAGAAGAAUCCUCAACCAGGCGAGGCAAGGCGUUGGUUCAGACAGGCAGAAGCUGACCUGGCGGCUGCUGAUAAUGACUUGGCCACUGCAAAACCAUCUCACGAGUGGGUGUGCUUUAAAUGCCACCAGAGUGCAGAGAAGGCGCUUAAGGCCGCCCAAUACGCGGAAGAUGCGUUCAAAACGAAUGUUAAAAAUCUUAUGCGCAACGCCUCACGGCUUGGAGACUCUGAACUGACGAGACUCGCCAACCAGCUGGAGCAUCAAGUGGUGGAUUCAACACGCAUGCGCUAUCCGGACCAAGUUAGCUAUCCCCAGAUUCCCAAUGAUGUAUACUCAGUGAUGGAGAUUGCUCACGAAGCCCUGGCACUUGCUAGGACUAUCCUGGAGAGAGUCCGCCGUGUAGUGACAAAAUGA
This is a messenger RNA of Orbicella faveolata, 15058 nucleotides long. RefSeq names its product sacsin-like. The record is from RefSeq and is a predicted model, not a curated record. Gene Ontology annotation, molecular function: Hsp70 protein binding. Lineage: Eukaryota; Metazoa; Cnidaria; Anthozoa; Scleractinia; Merulinidae.